UCACACUUCGUCUCUUGAGUAAUUUUUUUGUUUCCUUCGUUUUCUCGCACUUUCCUUCUCAUUUUCUCGAUCAUCGAAACAACAUUGUACAGGGGAAUUCAAAGAAUGUCACUUUGUUCUUCCUUCAACGUAUUCGCUUCCUACUCACCAAAACCCAAAACCAUCUUCAAAAAUUCCAACUUCGUUUCACAAUUUCAGGUAAAGUCGGCUCCUUUAUUAGCUUCAACAUUCCAAAUCCAUGGAUCCCCAACGAAUCUUAAGUUUAGUAGAGAGAGACUCAAACCAAUUUCAUCUCUAGUAGACUCGGGAGUUUCAGAAAUCGCUACAUCGUCAUCCUUCAGGAACAAAAGCCCUAAGGAUGUAAACGUUUUAGUGGUUGGUUCAACUGGGUACAUAGGUAGAUUCGUAGUGAAAGAGCUGAUCAAAAGAGGGUUCAAUGUGAUUGCUGUUGCGAGAGAGAAGAGUGGGAUUAGAGGAAAGAACGACAAGGAAGAGACUUUAAAGCAAUUACAAGGCGCCAAUGUGUGUUUCUCAGAUGUUAAUGAUUUAGAUGUUUUAGAGAAAUCGAUUGAGAAUCUUGGUUUUGGUGUCGAUGUUGUUGUGUCCUGUCUCGCUAGUCGUAAUGGAGGGAUUAAAGAUUCUUGGAAGAUUGAUUACGAAGCUACCAAGAACAGUCUCUUAGCUGGCAAGAAGUUUGGUGCUAAGCAUUUCGUUUUGCUUUCUGCGAUUUGUGUGCAGAAGCCUUUAUUAGAGUUUCAGAGAGCGAAACUGAAGUUCGAAGCCGAGUUGAUGGAUUUAGCCCAGAAUAAAGACUCCAGCUUUACUUACAGCAUUGUGAGACCAACUGCUUUUUUCAAGAGUUUAGGUGGUCAAGUUGAGAUUGUGAAAGAUGGGAAACCUUAUGUGAUGUUCGGAGAUGGUAAGCUAUGCGCUUGUAAACCGAUCAGCGAAGAGGAUUUAGCAUCGUUUAUAUCGGAUUGCGUGUUGGAAGAGAACAAGAUCAAUCAGGUUUUGCCAAUUGGUGGACCAGGUAAGGCGUUAACGCCUCUGGAGCAAGGAGAGAUUCUGUUUAGGAUUCUUGGCAGAGAGCCUAAGUUCUUGAAAGUACCUAUCGAGAUUAUGGACUUUGUGAUUGGUGUUCUUGAUUCUAUCGCAAAGAUCUUUCCUUCGGUUGGAGAAGCUGCUGAGUUUGGCAAGAUUGGGAGGUAUUAUGCCGCAGAGAGUAUGUUGAUUAUUGAUCCGGAGACUGGAGAAUAUAGCGAGGAGAAGACACCGAGUUACGGGAAAGACACGCUUGAGGAUUUCUUUAAGAAAGUGAUCAGAGAAGGAAUGGCGGGUCAAGAACUCGGCGAACAGUUCUUCUAGUCGGUAUUUUAAAAAAAAUGCAAAGUGAGUUUGGCUGUGUAGUUUGUAACUGAUGAAAAUUAUGAAUAUAAAAACUGUGAAUUUGAGAGACUCGUUGAUUCAACAACAUUAGAAAACAAACAUUGCAGAGACCAUGUGUAUU
Molecule: messenger RNA, 1507 nt
Organism: Camelina sativa (false flax)
Lineage: Eukaryota; Viridiplantae; Streptophyta; Magnoliopsida; Brassicales; Brassicaceae
Source: RefSeq, a predicted model, not a curated record